Molecule: messenger RNA, 4590 nt
Organism: Tyto alba (common barn owl)
Lineage: Eukaryota; Metazoa; Chordata; Aves; Strigiformes; Tytonidae
Gene: TUBGCP2
Product: tubulin gamma complex associated protein 2
Exons: 17
Coding region: 655-3366 (903 amino acids)
Biological process (GO): spindle assembly; microtubule nucleation; meiotic cell cycle
Cellular component (GO): gamma-tubulin small complex; spindle pole; equatorial microtubule organizing center
Molecular function (GO): gamma-tubulin binding; microtubule minus-end binding
Source: RefSeq, a predicted model, not a curated record
UUCCCUAGGAGGAUCCGGGCCCCAAGUGAUGGGGGGAAUGUGGAUCUUUAGAGAUAUUUAAGCUUGGACUGGACAAGGCGCUGCACAGCCUGCGCUAAUUUGACUCAGUUCUGGGUGGAGAGUUGGACCGAGCUUUGCAGAGAUGUGUUCCAGCCUGAAUUAUUCAGUGACUUUGGCAAAACAAAAGUGUGUCCGUAUGCUUGAUAUUCACAUUAAACUCUGUCCUUGCACAAUGCCUCCAUCAGACUCUUAAUUCUGCAGCCGUAAUGCAAGUAACUUUGCGGAAUUUGGUGCUUCUCUGUUAAUAAAAUGGACAGUAGAAUACAGUGCCCCCUAAACUUGGAAGAACUGCUUUUGAAUAACUUCAGAAGCAGCAGCAUGGUCCCGCUGCUGAAGCCAGCAGUUUCAGCAGUGUCUGCAGUCUCUCAGUACACAAGCCAGCACUUCUUACGACAUCUCAGUAACUUUGACCGCCAGUGUGAUUUUGAGAUUGAAAAAUUCUCUGCUGGCUCACCUGUGUUUACGGUGGGGUUCAUACCGGUAGAGUUAAAUCAGGCACGAUAACGAGUAUCUCUGUUUUGCUUGCUUCCUCCCAUUUCUUUGUUCCAGUCAAGCAUUUUAGCAUACCCUGCGGGCUCAUAACAUAGUCAGGACAUGUUGUUUGCGCAGGCAUGUUUUCAUUUUCAGGAGUCCAAUAAUAACUUGCCGCCUUUGUUCCUGCAUCCCGCGGAGCUUGUAGCCUCCGGUGGGAGCAUGAGUGAGUUCCGCAUUCACCACGAUGUCAAUGAGCUGCUCAGCCUGCUGCGCGUGCACGGCGGGGAAGGAGCUGAAGUCUACAUCGAUCUUCUGCAGAAGAACCGGACCCCUUACGUUACCACGACCGUCUCGGCUCACAGCGCGAAGGUAAAAAUAGCAGAGUUUUCUCGGACUCCUGAAGAUUUUUUAAAGAAGUAUGAUGAGCUGAAGUCUAAAAAUACAAGACAUCUAGAUUCUUUAGUUUAUCUACUGUCAAAACUCACAGAAGACAAAGAGACACUCCAGUAUUUGCAACAAAAUGCUAAAGAAAGGGCAGAGCUUACAGCAAACGCGGCAGCCAGUGGCAGCACGAAUUUUUCCAUUCCCUCAUCUACUUCCAAGAUAUCUCUCCAGGAGCUCGAGGAGCUGCGCAAGCAGCUGGGCAGUGUCACAGCCAACUCCAGCGUACAGCAGCCUCUUGAGCUUACACGAAAAAUCCUCCGAGAUAAGCAGAACAAGAAGAAUUCUGGUCAGCCCAUUCCAGUUUUUCCAUCCUGGGUGUAUGAGAGACCUGCACUGAUUGGUGAUUUCUUAAUUGGCACCAGUUUAAGCACUGACACGACGGUACCUAUAGGUACCUUGCCGUUACCCUCACAAGAAUCCAUGAUUGUGGAGGACUUGCUGUACAUUCUGAUUGGUGUGGAUGGAAGAUACAUCACAGCACAGUCUCUCGUAGGCAGGCAGAACCGAGCGUUUUCAGUUGAUCCAAACUUGGACUUGUCCAUCAAAGAGCUGGUGACCAGGAUUCUUCCUGUAGCAGCAAGUUACUCUGCUGUCACCAGAUUUAUAGAGGAGAAGUCUUCCUUCGAGUAUGGACAGGUAAAUCAUGCUCUGGCUGCUGCUAUGCGGACUCUAAUCAAGGAAUACAUGAUACUAAUUACCCAGCUGGAACAUCUUCAGAGACAGGGACUUCUGUCACUACAGAAACUCUGGUUUUAUAUCCAGCCCACAAUGAGGACCCUGGAGAUCCUUGCUUCACUUGCUACUUCUGUGGAUAAAGGUGAGUGUAUGGGAGGAUCAACCCUGAGCUUACUCCAUGACAAGACUUUCAAUUACACAGGGGACAGCCAGGCCCAGGAGCUGUGCCUGUAUUUAACCAAGGCAGCCAGCAUGCCUUAUUUUGAAAUUCUGGAAAAGUGGAUAUAUCGAGGCAUCAUUAAUGAUCCAUACAGUGAGUUCAUGGUGGAGGAACAUGAGCUGCAGAAGGAGAAGAUUCAGGAGGACUAUAAUGACAAGUAUUGGGAUCAAAGAUACACUGUUGUUCAGCAACAGAUUCCGUCAUUCUUGCAGAAAAUGGCUGACAAAAUACUAAGCACAGGGAAAUACUUGAAUGUUGUACGAGAAUGUGGACGUGAUGUUACCUGCCCUGUGGCUAAAGAGGUCAUCUAUACUUUAAAAGAGCGAGCGUAUGUGGAACAAAUAGAAAAAGCAUAUAACUAUGCUAGCAAAGUUCUUCUGGAUUUCCUAAUGGAGGAGAAAGAGCUGGUGGCUCACCUAAGAUCUAUAAAACACUAUUUCCUGAUGGAUCAAGGGGACUUUUUUGUUCACUUCAUGGAUCUCACAGAAGAGGAACUUAAGAAACCUGUAGACGACAUCAUAACUACGAGGCUAGAGGCUCUGCUUGAACUAGCCCUGCGAAUGAGCACAGCCAACACAGAUCCUUUCAAGGAUGAUUUAAAGAUUGACUUGAUGCCCCAUGACCUCAUUACACAGCUCUUGAGAGUAUUGGCCAUAGAAACGAAACAGGAGAAGGCCAUUAUCAGUGCAGAUCCCACAGAGCUCACUCUCAGCGGUCUGGAAGCAUUUUCCUUUGACUACAUUGUUAAGUGGCCUCUGUCCCUUAUUAUAAACAGGAAAGCACUGACAAGAUACCAGAUGCUUUUCAGACACAUGUUCUAUUGCAAACAUGUGGAAAGACAGUUGUGCAACGUUUGGAUCAGCAAUAAGACGGCCAAGCAAUUCUCCCUGCAUUCAGCUAAGUGGUUUGCUGGUGCUUUCACACUGCGGCAGCGAAUGCUGAAUUUUGUACAGAAUAUCCAGUAUUACAUGAUGUUUGAAGUGAUGGAGCCAACAUGGCACAUUCUUGAGAAGAACCUGAAGUUGGCAUCUAAUAUUGAUGAUGUCCUGAGCCACCACACAAGCUUCCUGGAUAACUGCUUGAAGGACUGCAUGCUAACCAACCCAGAGCUGCUGAAGAUCUUCUCCAAGCUGAUGUCUGUCUGUGUCAUGUUCACAAACUGCAUGCAGAGGUUCACCCAGAGCAUGAAGCUGGAUAAUGAGAUGGACCGCCUCACCUUAGAGCACGGCACAAUGCUGGGGCCACCAACAGAGGAGGAGCGUGCCGAGGAGACUGCCAAGAAGCAGCUGACUAACAAGCUUUUAGCAGAGCAUGCUGACAACCUCCACCUGACAUCUGGCUUCGAAGCAACGAUGAACAAGUUUGAUAGCAAUUUCUCAACACAUCUGCUGGACCUUUUGGACAAACUGAGCGUUUACAGCACCAACGACUGUGAGCACAGCAUGCUCAACAUCAUCUACAGGUCACGCAGGGCAUGGCCAACGCAGUGUUGAAGACCAAGUCGCCUGCUCUUUUAACAGAAGAAUGUCAUGACCCCGUAGUCCUCGAGCCUUGCAAAGAACAUGUGAAGAUUUCCCCAUUGGUGGGAUUGGCUGGAGUUGGCUCUCGGCUUACUCAAGACGUCAACAACCUCGAGUCCUCUACCAGUCUUUACGUCAUGCAACAGCAGAAGUCCUGCAGCCUUCCAUCACAUUUUAUCACGUGCGAUGCCAGGCACUGCUGUAAGGCCUUUUCUGACAGUAACUCGGCUGACGUCCUCCUUCCAGCACUGCUCCUGCACUUAGGGUCAGGGAUUCACCUCUCUUAUCAUUGCCUCCCCACCCUUGUGCCCACUUUCUGCAUCUACCAGGACGGUGGGACCAGCUGAUGCUGCACUGUGGAGCCUGGUGGUGCAUCUUGUUCGACUGAAUCCGUGGUGGGUGGCCAGGAGCUAUCCUCCACCGGUUGCCUUUGUGUUUCACAGACCACACGUGGGCGGUAGCUGUGGCAGGAGGUGACUCCUGAGCUGUGGAAGCUCUGGAGCCAGUUCUUCCAAAUAUGGAGAGGUUGGUUUUUACAGUGAGUUCUUCCUGCUUCAGGACAAAGGAGAAGUAUGGUGAUUCAGGCGGGUUGUGAGAAAACAAAACGCUUCCGUUAGCGGUUUGCAUUGGGAAUGGUGACCUACGCUGCAACCAGCUGUUCAGAAGAGGGUCUCGAGUCCUUUGUCCCCUGGUAUUUCCAUGCCCCAGUUCUGUUCAAGGGCUGCAGAGGAAAUACUGGCUCUUUAUGCCAUCGGGACUGUCAUCACUAUCAAGUCCUCCAGUCUGGACCAUCUGGGACCACGUGGGCCUUCACCGAGACGCUGGACGUAGCUGGACCUCGUCCCCGUUCCCUUAACUGAAGCGCUGCACGUUAACAGAACAUGUCCUUCCACUUCUACAGGCUGCUCAGUAAUGUUUUCAAGAGUGGAAGCCCCCCGAUGGAUGUCCAGACGUGAUAUUUAGCUCUCAUUCAGCCUGUAGAGAUUAUUGGAUCGAGUCCUGGACUCUAUGGCAACCGGAAUCCAAGAACCAGAGCGGAGAUGGUUACUGUCUGAAAUAACAUAUUUGACAGAGACACUGAAGAGUUUAUGAGACAUAACUUUGUUUUCUUAUAAUUUAUAACCUUUUUAUAUGACUGCUUUCAAGGUUGAUAGUCAACAUGUAAGAUGGAUAACAAAAUACCCCUCUUAUUCAUAA